AUGCUCCAAACUGGCAAGGAGAUGGAAAAGGGAAAUCACUCGGAGGCGACUGAGUUCAUUCUCUCAGGACUGACAGAUCAUCCGGAGCUGCAGGUUCCACUGUUUGGGGUGUUCCUACUGAUUUAUGGUAUCACCCUGUUGGGGAAUGGGGGGAUGAUCUUGUUAAUCAGGAUUGAUCCCCGACUCCACACCCCCAUGUACUUUUUCCUCAGUAAUUUGUCUUUCUGUGACCUCUGCUUAUCCUCGAUAAUUUCCCCUAAGAUGCUGCUGAAUUUCUUAGCAGAGAGGAAAAGCAUUUCUUACUCUGCCUGCGCUGUGCAAUUGUAUCUCUUUGUCGCUUUUUCAGAUGUUGAGUGUCUCUUGCUGGCUGUGAUGGCAUAUGACCGUUACAUGGCCAUCUGUAAGCCGCUGCACUAUAUGGUCACCAUGUCCAGGCAGCUUUGUAAACAGCUGGUGGCUGGGGUGUUUGCUGUGGGAUUGGUGGAUUCAAUUAUAUACACGUGUUUUACAUUUCGGCUGUCAUACUGCAGCUCCAACAUCAUCAAUCAUUUCUUCUGUGAUAUUCCUCCACUGCUGGCGCUCUCCUGUUCUGACACCCACAUCAAUGAGAUUGUGAUGUUUACUUUAGUGUGCUGCAUUAUAGUGAGCAGCCUUGUAACUGUCCUCCUCUCCUAUGUCUAUAUCACCUCCACCAUCCUGCAGAUCCGCUCCGCCGAGGGGAGGCACAAAGCCUUCUCCACCUGCAGUUUUCACUUGACUGCUGUGGUCCUGCUUUUUGGCACCUUCCUCUUUACGUAUUUGCGUCCCACCUCCAGCUAUUCCAUGGACACAGACAAAGUAGCCUCAGUGUUUUACACAGUGGUUAUCCCCAUGUUGAACCCCCUCAUCUACAGCCUGAGGAACACGGAGGUGAAGGACGCCCUGAGGAAAACAAUGAAUAAACUCCUAACCAAUUCCUGA
Molecule: messenger RNA, 960 nt
Organism: Mauremys reevesii (Reeves's turtle)
Lineage: Eukaryota; Metazoa; Chordata; Testudines; Geoemydidae
Product: olfactory receptor 1019-like
Exons: 2
Coding region: 1-960 (319 amino acids)
Biological process (GO): G protein-coupled receptor signaling pathway; sensory perception of smell
Cellular component (GO): membrane
Molecular function (GO): odorant binding; olfactory receptor activity; G protein-coupled receptor activity
Source: RefSeq, a predicted model, not a curated record